Messenger RNA from Gastrolobium bilobum, 1212 nucleotides. RefSeq names its product plant cysteine oxidase 3. Bases 59 to 850 code for a protein of 263 amino acids. Gene Ontology annotation, molecular function: oxidoreductase activity, acting on single donors with incorporation of molecular oxygen, incorporation of two atoms of oxygen. The record is from RefSeq and is a predicted model, not a curated record. The transcript is spliced from 5 exons. Lineage: Eukaryota; Viridiplantae; Streptophyta; Magnoliopsida; Fabales; Fabaceae.
CUUCAAAAUUACAUUGUUAUUGUCUGAUACCCUGAGGAUACUUUUAUUGAACAAGGACAUGGUUUUCGCUUCAUUCCGAAGAUUCUUGAGUAUGAGGCACCAAAGCUCCAAGGUUCAGGCUUUGUACGAUCAUUGCAUUAACAUCUUCUCACCAUCUGGAACACCCCCUCCUUCUUCCCAAGCUUUGCAGAAGCUCUCUUCAAUUCUGGACACUGUUCAACCAGCCGAUGUAGGGCUUAUAGAGGAAACUGCAGAUGAUGAUCGAGGGCAUGGAUUUUUUGGUGUUAACCAAUUAAAUAGAGUAGCUCGAUGGGCUCAACCAAUAACAUAUAUGGACAUUCAUGAAUGUGAUUGUUUUACGAUGUGUAUGUUCUGUUUUCCGACUUCUUCGGUUAUUCCACUCCAUGACCAUCCUGAGAUGACUGUAUUUAGCAAAGUUCUCUAUGGCUCUUUGCAUGUGAAAGCUUAUGAUUGGGUUGAACCACCCUGCAUUGUAGAAAGCAAGGGACCUAAAUAUGCUCAAGUAAGACUAGCAAAGUUAGCAGUUGAUAAGGUUUUGAAUGCACCAUGUGAGACAUCAGUUUUAUAUCCAAAGCAUGGUGGAAAUCUGCACUGUUUCACAGCAGUAACACCUUGUGCUGUGCUGGACAUUCUCUCUCCACCUUACAAAGAAUAUGAAGGAAGGAAGUGUACUUACUAUCACGAUUAUCCUUAUUCAACAUUCUCAGCAGGAGAUGGACCUAUAUGUGAUGGGGAAGAGGAGGGAUAUGCCUGGCUUGCGGAGAUAGAAACACCUAGUGAUCUUUAUAUGCGCCAAGGGGUAUAUGCUGGCCCACCUAUUCGGCUUUAGCUCUGUUGCUUUCAUUUAAAAGCAAUUGGCAUGUUUGCUGUUGUGAAGGGUAGAUGAUAUUAAUGCCUGAAAACAUUGUCUCCCCAUUUUGCACCUGGAGGCUAGUGACAAGAGUAUCCAAAAUGCUGCUGCAUGGAAUGUUCUGCUUGGUUUAUGCCUCCUUUCGCUGGAUACAUACUUUGGGCAAAGUUUUGAGUACAUAAAAUCUGCAUUAUCCCAUUACCUUUUGAUGAUAAAUAUUAGUUACUAGAGUAGUCAUUGUGCUUCAUUUUAUAUUCUCUCACCGAGUGUUUUAAAACUUGGUGGGGUCAUCGACUCGGUCGAGAUACUGGAUUACUGAGUCAGUGGUUCAACCGGUAGGU